Molecule: messenger RNA, 5057 nt
Organism: Anthonomus grandis grandis
Lineage: Eukaryota; Metazoa; Arthropoda; Insecta; Coleoptera; Curculionidae
Product: multidrug resistance-associated protein 1-like
Exons: 22
Coding region: 192-4844 (1550 amino acids)
Biological process (GO): transmembrane transport
Cellular component (GO): membrane
Molecular function (GO): ABC-type transporter activity; ATP binding; ATP hydrolysis activity
Source: RefSeq, a predicted model, not a curated record
AUAUUAGCAAAUACAGAAAAUACUCAACAAAUAACACCGGAGUAUUAAAAUAAAACAGAUUGUUUGGCCGCGAUCGUAUCAUCUCUUCCACGCACACGACCGCGAAACUUAUACCUGAGUAAGAGCAAACGUGAAGAGAUCUGCACCGGCCCAUACUUCUACUGGAAUGAGACAGGAAUAAAAAAUCAAGCAUGAGUAACGAGACGUUCCUUGAUGAGACUUUGUUCGAAUCUUUGGACCAGUUUUGCGGAUCGCCAUUUUGGAAUUCAACGUUAACAUGGCACACCCUUGAUCCCGAAUUUACGCCAUGUUUCGAAAAAACGGUCCUGGUAUGGAUCCCUUGCCUAUUUCUUUGGGUAUUUUCCCCAUUGGAAAUGCACUACCAAAAGGCCAGUCCGAACAAAUAUAUCCCAUGGAACUGGAAGAAUUCCUUGAAGUUAUUAAUAAAUGCGUUAAUUUGCGCCCUAUGUCUUAGUGAUUUUAUCACUAACUCGGGUAAUGAUGUGCUGGUUAAAGUCGACAUUUACCAGCCUUUAUGCCGACUAGUGACCUUUGGUUUAGCAUGGGUUCUUGCCUACAGAAACAAAGUCCAUGGAGUGAUGACCUCCGGAACGUUAUUCCUAUUUUGGUUGUUAUCCUGUAUAUGUGGUGCCCCCCAGUUUAGAACUUUGGUCAGGGCAGCUCGCAGUGACACCAUAGAAGACUACUAUGAAUAUCUUAGCUUCAUCAUCUAUUAUCCUUUGGCGAUAGCUAUGUUGCUGCUAAACUGUUUUGGAGAGGGCAUACCUAAGAUUUAUCCUUAUGGAAAACUAGAGAAAAAGAGCCCUGAAAUGGAAUCGAGUUUUUUGAACAGAGUGACCUAUUGCUUUUUUGAUCCAAUGAUGUACAAGGGUUGGAAAAAUCCACUAGAGAUGAAGGAUAUGUGGGAUUUGAAGCCUGAGGACUCUGCUAGCGCGCUGGUACCUGUUUUUGAGAGCAGGUUUGCUAAAAAAGUGGAACAAAAUAAAAGGAAAUUCUUGGCUAAACAAGGAGGUAAUGCAAGAAAAGUGUCUUUCAAAUCAAACCACGGUUCAGUGACCGGUUCUGACCCAACCUUAAAGCCCAAACCAGUGUCACUUAUCCCAGUUUUAUGGAGUUGUGUAUACCCUACUUUUAUAAUGGGCGCGAGUUUAAGAUUGAUCAACGAUGUAGUUCAGUUCGCCAAUCCUACGUUUUUAGGCUUGAUCAUUGGAUUUAUUGGAUCAGACGAGCCAGCCUGGAAAGGAGCAUUGUACGCCGUAACCAUGUUCUUAGUGGCUUGUUUCAUGACCUUUAUAAACAGCGUGCACUUCGAUCGUCUCUUCGUUGUUGGGUUACGUGCUAGGACUGUUUUGGUUUCAGCCAUAUACAGAAAAGCCCUUAGGAUUUCCAAUGCGGCACGUAAAGACAAAACUGUGGGAGAAAUCGUUAACCUGAUGUCGGUUGACGCACAGAAGUUCCAAGAGCUGGUCAUGUUCGUCAACUUCUUAUGGUCUGCCCCCAUAAGCAUCAUCUUGGCCAUCUCCCUUUUAUAUCAAGAAUUAGGAGUUGCUGUCUUUGCAGGUCUUGGUACUAUGAUCCUCUUGAUUCCCUUAAACACUGUAAUAAUUAACAGGUCAAGGAGGUUACAAGUAAGACAAAUGAAAUUUAAAGAUGAAAGAACCAAAGUGAUGAAUGAGGUCCUAGCGGGGAUGAAAGUGCUUAAACUGUACGCGUGGGAGGAGAGUUUCGAAAAACAAAUCAGCGCCAUAAGAAACAAAGAAAUCACCACUUUAAAGAAAUCUGCCUACUUGAACGCGGGAAGUCAGUUUAUCUGGAAUUGUGCUCCAUUCAUGAUCUCUUGUGCAACUUUCGCGACCUACGUCCUUAUAGAUGAAAAGAACGUUCUCGAUCCUUCUAAAGCAUUCGUAUCUCUAUCCCUGUUGAACUUACUCAGACUUCCCAUGUCAAUGUUGCCAAACGUUAUCAACCAAGUCGUCCAAACAUGGGUGUCCGUUGGCAGAUUGAACUCUUUUCUUAAUGCUGAAGAAUUGGAACCGUAUAUUACGCAUGAGCCAUCAAAUGAUCCUGUUCUCAUCGAAAAUGGAACGUUUACGUGGGGGGAUGAGCCUACUCUUCAAAACAUUAACUUGAGAGUACCUAAAAAUAGCCUUACAGCUAUAGUAGGAGCUGUAGGAUCGGGAAAAAGCAGCUUGAUCAGUGCCACUUUGGGUGAAAUGGAUAAAAUAUCUGGUAAAGUGAACACCUGGGGUUCUGUCGCUUAUGUACCUCAACAGGCCUGGAUUCAAAACGCAACCGUGCAAGAUAACAUUCUUUUUGGAAAGCCUUUUGAUAAACUUAAAUACAACAAGGUAAUUGAAGCAUGUGCCUUAAAGUCAGAUUUUGAAAUGUUGGCCAAUGGGGACCAAACAGAAAUAGGUGAAAAAGGAAUCAACUUAUCAGGAGGGCAAAAGCAAAGGAUCAGUUUGGCAAGAGCAGUUUACGCGGACUGUGAUAUUUACCUUCUAGAUGACCCCUUAAGUGCCGUAGAUUCCCAUGUUGGAAAACACAUUUUUGAUCAUUUGAUAGGUCCCAAUGGAAUGCUCAAAAACAAAACCAGAAUUCUAGUAACUCAUGCUAUCACCUACCUGCCACAAACCGAUAACAUAGUCGUAUUAAAAAAAGGAGAAGUUACAGAAAGUGGAAGUUAUUUACAACUUUUGGAAACCAAGGGAGCCUUUGCAGAGUUCCUUCAACAGCAUAUCACUGAAGAAGUUCUCGAUGAAGAAGUACUGGAUGAACUUCAGGAACAAUUAGAAAAGACCCCGAUAGCUCAGGAAUUAAUUAAAACAAUCUCAAGGCAAAGGUCAAGGAUUUCAGAGUCAGGAUCAGUUGGAUCCCAACAAGGGAUUAAUGCAAUUGGACGAACAGAAUCAAGGGAAAGCUUAAGAAGUAAUCGAAGUAGGAAACCCAGCAUAGCACUUAGGAAGAGAAGUGUUGCUAAGUCUGUCAGCGGUAAAGAGGAACCAGCCAAAAAUGGAACGCCAAAGCCUGGUAGAGACAGAGGGAAACUAAUUGAGGCAGAACGUGCUGAAAAAGGAAAUGUGAAAAUGGGAGUCUAUUGGUACUACUUGAAUGCGGUCGGUUUGUUGUUCUUAUCAGGCACCGUUUUGUGGAGUUUAUCUUUCCAAGGUUUUCAAAUUGGUACCAACGUAUGGCUCGGGAGAUGGUCGGAAGAUGACAGGAUGUACCAAAAUGGCACUCUUGACACUGGUCUUAGGGACAUGUACCUUGGAGGCUAUGGCGGUCUUGGUCUUGGACAAGCAGUCUCUAUGUUGCUAUGUGCUAUGAUUUUUGCAAAAGGUACAAUGGAAGCUGCAGCCAAAUUGCAUAACCUCAUGUUACACAAUAUAAUGCGCCUACCGAUGUCCUUCUUCGAUACCACUCCCUCUGGACGUAUUCUGAGUAGAUUUUCCGGUGACGUAAUCGGAAUUGAUAUCCGAUUGCCCAUGGCUUUUAAUGUGUUCAUCAAUAACUCCUUUAGGGUUCUUGGUACAAUAGGCGUUAUUUGCUUUACGACCCCGCUGUUCAUCGCUGUAAUAAUCCCUUUGUUGGCUCUAUACAUUUUCAUUCAAAGGUACUACGUUGCUACCUCACGUCAGCUUAGGCGUAUUGAAUCAGUAACCAGAUCCCCGAUCUUCACGCACUUUAGUGAAACUGUCUCAGGCACCACAGUAAUUAGAGCGUAUGGACAAACUGAACGAUUCACAACAGUUUCUGAUGAAAGGGUGGACAAAAACCAAAAAGUCAUUUAUCCAAACAAUACGUCCGGCAGAUGGCUUGCGGUUAGAUUAGAAAUGAUUGGAAACCUAAUUAUCUUGUUUGCUGCCUUACUUGCAGUUUUCAACACAACAGGUCUUAGUCCGGCUCUUGUCGGUCUUUCUGUCAGUUACUCCAUGAAUAUAACAAACACCUUGAAUUUCUUGGUGCGUAUGAUCUCAGACGUAGAAACUACAAUCGUAGCAGUAGAGCGUAUGAAGGAGUAUUCAGAAAAGCCUCAGGAGGCUUCUUGGGAAAUUGCUUCUACAAAACCCUCACCUGAAUGGCCAGAAAAGGGACAGGUGGAAUUUAAAGAUUACAGUGUAAGAUACAGACCCGGCCUAGAUCUUGUGCUUCAAAAAAUCAACUUUAACGUCCACGGAGGUGAAAAAGUUGGUAUUGUAGGAAGAACUGGUGCAGGAAAAUCUAGUUUGACUUUAUCACUAUUCAGAAUCAUUGAAGCAGCUGAGGGACAGAUCCGCAUUGAUGGAAAAACUAUUGGAGAGUUGGGACUUCAUGACUUAAGGUCCAAACUAACAAUCAUUCCCCAGGAUGCCGUUUUGUUUUCUGGUACAUUAAGGAUGAACUUAGAUCCUUUCAAUUUAUAUGCUGACCAAGAUGUAUGGAGUGCAUUAGAAUUGGCACAUCUAAAAGAGUUUGUCAAAGACUUAGCAGCUGGACUAAACCACAAGGUAUCUGAAGGUGGAGAAAACUUAUCGGUUGGUCAAAGACAACUUAUAUGCCUGGCAAGAGCCUUACUACGUAAAACAAAGAUUUUGAUCCUCGACGAAGCCACGGCAGCUGUAGACUUAGAAACUGAUGAUCUCAUUCAAAAGACAAUCAGAACUGCCUUUGCCGAUUGUACUGUCCUGACAAUUGCUCAUAGAUUGAACACCAUCAUAGACUCCGACAGAGUUUUAGUAUUAGAUAAGGGUCAAAUAGCUGAGUUUGAAAGUCCGAAUAAAUUGUUAGAGAAUAAAGAAUCCAUAUUCUUUGGAAUGUGCAAGGAUGCAGGAUUAGCAUCUUAAAAUUUAGUUCAAUAAAACAGAGUAAUGCAUUUUGUAAAUAUAGGUUUUUAUAUAAAAUGGAACAAAUAAUUCAAGAAUAUAAGUGGGAUACUAAAAGCAGUGUUACCAGUGCGAUGUGUGAUGUGAGUCAUUAUAAAUAUAUAUUAGUUACUUAAGCAAUGUUUAUGUAUUUUUGAGACGAUGAAUAAAAGUCUAAGUUUUAAUGAUAAAAAA